AUUUUGUUAUAAAUAUGAGCUCUGGCAAGAAAGUCAAGACAAAAAACAUUGGCCAUUAUGUCCUCGGAAAGACUCUUGGAGAGGGUACCUUCGGUAAGGUCAAGCUUGGAGUCCAUAUCUACACUGGAGAGAAGGUCGCAGUCAAGAUCCUGGAAAAAGAUAAAAUCAUGGAAGUUGCAGAUGUGGAACGCGUUGCCAGAGAGAUUUAUAUUCUCAAGCUGAUCAGACAUCCGAACAUUAUCCAGCUAUAUGAAAUUAUCGAGACUGGCAAGCAACUAUACCUGAUCAUGGAGUAUGCAUCUGGAGGCGAGCUAUUUGAGUAUAUUGUAAAUAAAGGAAAAGUCAAAGAGCCUGAAGCGGCCAAGUUCUUCCAUCAAAUCAUCAACGGAGUCAACUACUUACAUAAUUUAGGAAUUGUACAUAGAGAUUUAAAACCUGAGAACUUACUUCUAGAUCACAACAAGGAAAUAAAAAUCGUAGAUUUUGGGUUAUCCAAUACUUAUAAGGUCGGAGAGAAGCUCAAGACCGCGUGAGGCUCACCUUGCUAUGCAGCGCCUGAGAUGAUCGCUGGCAAGAGAUACCAUGGAAGCAACGUUGAUAUUUGGAGCUGAGGAGUAAUCCUAUUCGCUCUAGUUUGAGGAUACUUACCAUUCGAAGAUCCUAAUACUGCUCAAUUAUAUAAAAAGAUCUUGUCAGGAAGCUUCGAAAUUCCAAAAUAUGUUUCUACUGGAGCUAGGAAUCUGAUGAAGUGCAUCCUAUCCACUGAGCCUGAAAAAAGGUACAAAGCUGCUGAUGUGAGACAACAUCCUUGGUUCAAACAAUAUAACAAAGGUGCAGUUUAUAUCGACAGAAUUGAUAAUGAAGACAUACCUAUUAAUGAAGAAGUUUUAGACCUUCUCGAAGAAUAUCGUUUUGAUAAGAGACUAGCUGCUAAAUAUAUCAGAGCCAAUAAACACAAUCAUGAAACCACGACUUAUUAUCUUCUGCUUAAAAAGUAUGAGAAGGAGAAUCCUCAGAAGAAGAAAGCAUUGCAGAAUAGCUUGCAGCUAAUGACUGACGAUCAGAAUAUGACCCAGCCUCCGAAAUAUCCGCAACAUUUGUCAGUUAGCCAAAGAGUUGAUGCUGAUUAUUUUGUGAAAAAUCAGUUAAACCAGACUUUGCCUUCUGGGGAGAGUAAAAACAAUGACUCAAUGUCUAUUAACAAGGUUAUUCCUACAUCUGCAAAUGUGCCUAUUCACAAAGUUUAUCUGGAGACCAGCAAAGCUGAACAAAUGGCUGGGAUAAAUGUGUCCUAUGACAAUAGUUUCAACGCUAUUAAGAAAGACAUCCAGCUAACAGUUGGAAGAGGCCAGGCUACUCAGAAAGAAGAAAUGCCAGCAGAUCAAAGUUAUCACAAAGCUGAGAAGCCAAAGCAUAUUGUAGACGAACUCCCACCGAACAAGCCUAAUGAAGCAAUCAUGAUAUCUGAUUAUGUCAAGGUCAAUGAGAGGGGGGAGAAAAAAGAGACAAUGACUCCUCACAGUAACUCUAAAAUAACAAAGAAUUCGAUGGGAACUUCUCAGAAUGAAGCCAAUCUAAACCAUACCAUGCCUGAUGAGUUUAAUAAUUCUAUCGGGGAGGUACAGCCUUGGCAGAAGCUGAGUGCUUCUAGGGUCAAGGAGCACUACAAUGAUAUGAACUCCUCCAGCUUCAGGAGAGACUCUAGAGAUGAGAAGGAAAAGGCUGCUAGAGAUAUCGAAAAAGGCUAUAAUGCUAUGAGAAAUACACUUAAAAGCAAGACCAAACCUGUGUAUAAGACAAAUAAGCCAAAAACUAGUAUUAACUCAUAUGGAGUUGCGGUUUCUAAGAGGAGAGAUAACACUACGAAUAAUAGUUACUCUAGUAGACCAAAGACGAGUAAUCAUUAUUUGAACAACAUUCCAAGUGGCGCUCAGACUAAGAAAGCACAAGUCAAGAGUUUCCUGACCCAGUCUGUUGAUUCCCAAGGGAAGAACAGUUCUGUAAAUCCUCCUGCUAAGAAGCAGAGUGAGACAUAUGAUCAUACCAGAGUAGCUGAAAAUAGCAGAACUAUCGGAAUCGAUGAUGCUAGUACUUCAGUUAGACACAAGAAUAUCAAUCAAACAAACUUCAGAACUAUCCAGGACCAAAGCUCUUCUGUCAGGGAGUCUGAUAUUCUCCAAAGCGAGAGUAUAACUACUCCUACAGAGGUUACUGAUGAUAUGAAGAUCUACCGAGGUCCAUUCUCAGUUUCUUGAAGUACCACAAAAGAUCCUCAAGCAACCAUGAAUGAUAUGGUUAGGUCUCUAGACAUGUUCAGCGUCUCCUUCCAAAGAUUAGGCAAAUACUUCGUUAAAUGCCAAAAAAGCUCAAUUAAGUUCGAAAUGGAGUUGACCAAGAUGGAAAACCUGGAGUUUGUCUACAUUGUCAGAAUCCUCAGGACGAGCGGAGAUAUCACCAAGUAUAGGGAUGUCGCAUCUAAAAUUCUUAACGCCAUGAAGUUGUAG
Moneuplotes crassus is the source of this 2504-nucleotide messenger RNA. The record is from the annotation of a GenBank genome assembly. NCBI's taxonomy places the organism in Eukaryota, Ciliophora, Spirotrichea, Euplotida, Euplotidae.